AUGCAUAAUUAUCCUCAGGAGGAGGUCCUUCAACGAGCCUCAACGCUGGGGGCUGAGGGCACGCCACUGGACUUGGCGUUGUAUGGCAACUGGCAGCCCAUGAUCCAUCCUCACGAACACAUUGAAGAAGAAAAGUUGUCCUUGUUGCUACAGACCCUCCAGUUUCACACCCUCAGUCUCGAGAGGACGCAGGCACCCCAGCGGGAGCCCGUGAAUUUCUUGCGGAUUCCCCAGAGCCUGUUCCAGUUCGACUUGAGGAUUUUGCCGCACGUAAACGACUUGUUCCUCUUCAAUCUCCCGAACAAAGCAGGCCAAGUCGUAAACUGUCUGAAACUCACGCUCAAGUACGAUCCCAGGAUCACAGGCUGGAGGGGUGAAGGCGCACCUCCAACGCAUCCUAAGGUCGGCAAAAGCCGUGGCGGGGAGCCGCUCGGGGUGCCAGCAGGACCGGGAGGCUUUGAGGAGGGCAACAGAAAACGGUGA
This is a messenger RNA of Cyclospora cayetanensis, 483 nucleotides long. RefSeq lists its product as uncharacterized. The transcript is spliced from 6 exons. The coding region runs from base 1 to 483 and encodes 160 amino acids. The record is from RefSeq and is a predicted model, not a curated record. Lineage: Eukaryota; Apicomplexa; Conoidasida; Eucoccidiorida; Eimeriidae.